AGGUGGCGGUAGUGGCACGAACAGCUGGUCUACCAGUUACACAACUCAAAGAAGGAGAAGCCCGGAAGACUCCUACCUUAAUUAGGAAAAAUGGCGUCCGGCAGUGGGAACAAGAGUGACUUUCGGCGCAAGUGGGACAAAGACGAAUACGAGGAGCUCGCGCAGAAACGACUCAACGAGGAACGCGAUAAAAAAGAUGGCAAGCCUGCACCCCCAGUCAAGCGGGAGCUCCUGCGGCACCGAGACUACAAGGUGGACCUGGAAUCCAAACUGGGGAAAACCAUCGUCAUCACAAAAACCACCCCCCAGUCGGAGAUGGGCGGGUAUUACUGCAAUGUAUGUGACUGUGUCGUGAAAGAUUCCAUUAACUUCUUGGACCACAUCAAUGGGAAAAAACAUCAGAGAAACUUGGGCAUGUCCAUGAGGGUGGAGCGCUCUUCCUUGGACCAGGUGAAGAAACGUUUUGAAGUCAACAAAAAGAAGAUGGAGGAGAAACAGAAGGAAUAUGACUUUGAGGAGCGGAUGAAGGAGCUUCGAGAAGAGGAGGAGAAGGCCAAAGCUUACAAGAAGGAGAAGCAGAAAGAGAAGAAGCGGAAGGCCGAGGAGGAUCUGAACUUUGAAGAGGACGAUGAGAUGGCUGCCGUCAUGGGAUUCUCAGGAUUUGGCGCUGCUAAGAAGAACCAUUGAAAAUAAGAACAAUUUUUUACUAAAUGAGUCUGUCAGACCUGUCCUCCUCAGCUGCUCUGUAGACAGUUGAGGUUCAGCUUGGGGCUUUCUUUUUUUCUUCUUUUUCUUUAAAACAUGGAUAAAAGUGUAAAGUAUGUGCUUCUAUGUACUCAUUCUCUACAUAUAGGUGCAAAGGAAGCCCCCAACAGCUAUUUGGAUAGGUAGGCACAAGUAGUGUCGUUUGUGUAACACUACCACCAAAACCAAGAGCCAUUUGGUGGUGGUAUGAUUUUGGUGUUAUGAUCCCUUAUUUUUAAUUUAAAGGAUUUUUGUAUAUAUAAAAAUGAACCAAGAAA
Clupea harengus (Atlantic herring) is the source of this 1022-nucleotide messenger RNA. RefSeq names its product zinc finger, matrin-type 2 (gene zmat2). Gene Ontology annotation, cellular component: spliceosomal complex; U4/U6 x U5 tri-snRNP complex. Gene Ontology annotation, biological process: mRNA splicing, via spliceosome. Gene Ontology annotation, molecular function: zinc ion binding; nucleic acid binding. NCBI's taxonomy places the organism in Eukaryota, Metazoa, Chordata, Actinopteri, Clupeiformes, Clupeidae. The record is from RefSeq and is a predicted model, not a curated record.